Messenger RNA from Sphaeroforma arctica JP610, 2072 nucleotides. RefSeq lists its product as hypothetical. Gene Ontology annotation, cellular component: endoplasmic reticulum; membrane. Bases 334 to 1140 code for a protein of 268 amino acids. The transcript is spliced from 4 exons. NCBI's taxonomy places the organism in Eukaryota, Ichthyosporea, Ichthyophonida. The record is from RefSeq and is a predicted model, not a curated record. Gene Ontology annotation, biological process: lipid homeostasis.
CUGUGUAUUUAAAGGCGGGCUAUGAAUAAAUAGACAUAAAUACACGAUAUACGCCGAGAAGCAUGACAAUAGCACACUUCAAAAAAAAGAAUUGUCACGUAAUUACUUGUCAGCAAUCCACAGUCAUAACUGUUGAUGUUGACAAACACACCUUUAAUCAUCGUGCACUAUAAGUACGCUACACACUAGUGACUGAAGUAUUCAAUCGUGUUACCUUUUCCGGUGCAAUCCCGCAUACUUUAUUUAUCACUCUCUUGUUUAGCCACCUAAUACGAGAUAAAACUUAAUAUAAACACGCCGUUCAUCACAGACAUACAUCUAUACGUACUCAUCAUGGAUAGUCUUGCUUGGAUCUACGAUUUCAUAAUGUCGCUACCCUGUGUUCAGGAAGUUGCGCUGGCCACAGCUUUCUGGUUCUUCCACCAACACAUCGUCAUGUACAGUAUGCGAAGACUGUCCGCCACGUAUGCUGUGCUUUCGAAGGGAGACCAAUUAGAGGUGGCCAUCAGUUGCUGCUCAAUCACACACGCCGUCAUCUCGUUGAACACGAUCCCCGUAUGGCUAUACAAUGAAGAGUUGGCUGUAGAACCUAUGUACGGCCGUAUGCCGGAAUACUACGACCGGUUCCUGAUCUUCACGGUAGGCUACUUCAUGUGGGAUAGUCUGGUGUCUAUAUACCAUGGCCUAGGCGUACCCUUCUGUGCGCAUGCAGUUGCGAGUCUAGGGGUGUUUUGGCUGGGCAUGCACCCGUUUCUGCAGCACUACCUGGGUUUCUUCCUGGGCAUGUUCGAGCUGUCGACACCUUUCUACCACACGCGUAAUAUACUGGGUCUUCUAGGCAAUGAGAAGCACAUCGUUUAUAUGAUCGCAACGGUGUGCUUCUCCAUCACCUUUAUUGUUGUGCGGAUCGGCCUGGGGUUCUACGUAUCCUUCACCUGGUGGAGGCUUAUGUACAACCUCCUACAGAGUGGCGAGGCCCACUCAGUCGCGGUGGUACUAUACUACAUGCUAUGUAAUAUCGUUAUCAUGACCCUGCAGACAAUUUGGCUCAAAGAGAUUGUUAUGGGUGCGGUUGAUCUGUUCUCUGCCAGCAAGGAAGUCGCGUUCAAAGAGAAGCAUCAGGCGUUCAAGUUGGACUGAGAAACCAUGCAUAUCUCUCUGGUAUGGGGUUUACCCUUGCUUCUAUCCUUGGGGUCGAACAAGCUCUUCCUCGUCGAUGGCAAGAGAUCGGAACCAGCUGGUGAUUUGGUCAGUCAAUAGGGUUUGUGCAUUUGCAAUUCCGAGCAGAUAGCAGACAGGGACUCGUGUAUACAUGUGCCGUGGAAACAGCGACCCGAAUACUAAAAAGGAGACUAUGGCGUGCGAGAGGGAAAUUGUGGGGCUGGUCGCAUAGAAACGAUAUCCAGUAUGUGCUGUGGUACUCAGGGAUUUCCCUUCUAUCUGUUGGACAAUCUUUUGGGCGAGCUGGAUGGAGUUAGCUCUGACGUUUGAGACACUAGUAUAGAAACGUUGUACGAUCAUCCUUUAUCGAAAGAGCACUUGGCUGGCCGGGGAGUUGCCUGUAGGGAAGUGUAGUCCGUUGACUUUGUAUAGUGGAAAAGGAAUGGGCGUCGAUAGUGUUUUGAUGUGGACUGUUCGUGUCCUGGCGGCACCUUUUAACGGCUAGUUCAUCCGGUUCGUGAUUAACCUGGCUCAUUCCCUCCUAUCAUGGUUGACUUAUACGAGGUUGCAGCUUCAAAUUAUUACUUUAAAAGUAGUGAAGCGGAACAUGAACAUGAGCGCACACGUUUCAACACUGCUAUGUGACUUAUUAUAAAUUGGAUUGUCGUCGCGUUGGUUCUUGGUUUAGAUAGUAUUUACACUCACGUGAUACUAGGUCGCGUUAACUACUCGCUUGGUGCUAAGGAUGGCAAAUCGAUGUCAACAAAUUUUCCGCUUCAACAUACAGGUUCCUUGGAAACGAUACUACCGGUAAAAAAUAUCGUAAGUGUAACCAUUUGGACCGAUAGCUCCAAUGACUGAAACUUAAAGCUUGAUCAAUAAAGCCAUUCCGUGCGAUAUGUGUUUCCUGA